UGCACCUGACCAUUCAAAGCACAUCAAACACACACGGAUCAGCUGUUGGUGUUUUCCUCGCUAACAAGCAAUUCCGUCUUCAACAGGCUCCUCUCUGACGCGAUACAUCGCCAUGUCCUCGAUCCUGGCAUGUUACCUACGGCGCUUCGAAACCUCCGGGGUGCUAUCUUUCCGAACAACGCCAUGGGGUCCCCGACACUCUUCCCACCCGCGUCUGACCAUGAGUUGCACGUUUUGAGACGCAAGUGCGCUAGUGCGCUCUGGACCUUGGUGCCCAAAAGCGUGGGCAGGCUCUACUUUGGCGGCAACGCCUCUUCCUGGUUGGCAGCAUGGUUUACUUCUGAAAGUCCACUGUCAGAAGCAUCGCUGCGGACCGAUCCGAUUGGUACCGGUGACAGUGGCAAUAGCGGACAUGACCUACAAGAAGGAGUUCCAGAUGCGCACAUCAUAACUGUAAUCGAGACAGACAUCCUGGAUGUCUUCAGCGAUUCUUACUGUAACAAGCAUCUCAUGUACAGCGCCCUGGAACUGGUCCUGGUAAGACUGAUACCGGAGCUAGCCGAGAAGGGCGUCGAGGAGCUGUUGGAAGAGCGGCUAAGCUAGUAGGAGGGGAGGGGGGGGGGGGGAAGGUGCCUGUAACUCUGAGCUACACAAAAUUUCAUCAAUGUGGCAGUCAUCACCG
Cryphonectria parasitica EP155 is the source of this 682-nucleotide messenger RNA. RefSeq lists its product as uncharacterized. NCBI's taxonomy places the organism in Eukaryota, Fungi, Ascomycota, Sordariomycetes, Diaporthales, Cryphonectriaceae. The transcript has a single exon. The record is from RefSeq and is a predicted model, not a curated record. Bases 130 to 603 code for a protein of 157 amino acids.